Impatiens glandulifera is the source of this 2408-nucleotide messenger RNA. Its product is annotated as polycomb group protein EMBRYONIC FLOWER 2-like. The coding region runs from base 266 to 2194 and encodes 642 amino acids. Lineage: Eukaryota; Viridiplantae; Streptophyta; Magnoliopsida; Ericales; Balsaminaceae. The transcript is spliced from 22 exons. Gene Ontology annotation, cellular component: nucleus. The record is from RefSeq and is a predicted model, not a curated record. Gene Ontology annotation, molecular function: chromatin DNA binding.
GACCCUCUAAAGUUUCGAACCGGACCGGCUACUCAUUGAUGACGCGAGGAAGACGCCUGAUCUUGAGCUAAUUAGCUGUUUCAGCUAAUCUCUUAGGUUUCCGAGUAUAAGAACUUACCAAUCGUUUACCGAUAACCACUGUAUGAAAUCACCUCUCCCCUAUAUCUGCGAUGUAUCAAUCUUCAUCUGGUUUGUUAAACUAACAUAGAAUUGUCCAAAAGGUUAUAAUAGCCAUGACUGCAUCAUCUUAUAUCGUCUGACAAGCAUGCCUGGCAUACCUCUUGUGGCUCGUGAAUUCACAAGUGCAGAUCAAAUGUGUCGCCAAGGUUGUCGCCCACAUUUGUCCGAGGAAGAGGAAAUUGCAGCUGAGGAAAGCCUUUCAAUUUAUUGCAAGCCUGUAGAGCUCUACAAUAUUCUUCAACGACGUGCAAUAAAAAAUCCAUCAUUUCUCCAGAGAUGCCUACGGUACAAAGUACAGGCAAAGCACAAAAGGAGGGUCCAGAUGUCAGUUUCUGUUUCAGGGACUCUGAUCAAUGGAUUUCAAUAUCAAAAUCUUUUCCCUAUUUGCAUAAUGUUGGCUAAGCCAGUUGCUGACUUUGGAGUUACAGAUGCUUAUUCUGCAGUUUAUCGCUUUAGUCGAGCAGUUAUCUUGAAUACCUCAACCGGAGUCGAAGGGAUAAAACAAACUGAAGCAAAGUUUACCCUUCCAGAUAUUAACAAGUUGGAGGGGGAGAUUAAAUCUGGUUCUCUUUGUGUUCUUUUUGUCAGCUUUGCGCGAUUAGGAGAGUCAAUUUCUGCUAUUGAUCUGACAAAGUAUUGUACAGAUGUAUCAUAUUUUCCAUCAAACAUUGAAGGAUACUGCCUAUUUGGAAAAAUACCCUUGGAAAUACUUCAUUUGUCAUGGGAAAAGUCUCCCAACUUGAGUUUAGGGGAGAAGGCAGAGAUGAUGUCAACCAUCGAAAUGCACUCUUCAUUCAUGAAGUUAAGUUGCACAGAUGAGGACAAAUUUAUUUCAUUUCAGACCCCUUACAACUCUGGUGCUGUGCCUGCACCAAAGCAAGUGGAAGUUAUUAUUUGUGCAGAAGAAGUUGGCGCAAAAGACAAAUCCCCUUAUGACUCGUACACAUACAACAGUACUCUUAAUACUUCAUUGUCAAAUAUUAUCCGGUUGAGAAGUGGUAACGUAGUAUUCAACUACAGGUACUUUAACAAUAAGUUGCAGAGAACUGAAGUUACAGAAGACUUCUCUUGCCCGUUCUGUUUGGCCAAAUGUGCUAGUUUUAAGGGUUUGAGAUGCCACUUAUCCGCAUCUCAUGAUCUAUUCAACUUUGAGUUUUGGGUCACAGAUGAGCUUCAAGCUGUGAACGUAUCUGUAAAAACUGAGGUUGGGCAAUCUGAGGUCGUUGCAGAUGGUGUCGAUCCUAAGCAACAGACCUUUUUCUUUUGUUCAAAGCUACUAAAGCGUAGAAAAGCAACAAAUCUUCUGCAGAAUUCAAAGCAUGUUCAUCCACUGAUCAUGGAUUCUGACUACCCUUCUGCAGUUAACGAAGUUCGAGACAAGGCUGAUGGUAUCGCAGAUUUCAUGGAUCGUGAUAUACCCAGUCCUGAUAUCACUGGAAUGUCAACAGCUACGGCUCAUUCACACUCAUAUGCAGAUCCUGAAUGUAUCCAAUCGAUAGCUGGAAGCAAUCUCGGACCUCCUGUCAUGCUACAGUUUGCAAAGACGAGGAAGUUAUCCAUUGAGCGUUCUGACCCAAGGAAUCGUGCCUUUUUGCAGAAACGCCCAUUCUUCCACUCCCAUAGAGCACAGCCUAUGGCAUUGGAACAAGUUUUGUCAGAUCGUGACAGUGAAGAUGAGGUUGACGAUGAUGUUGCCGAUUUUGAAGAUCGACGGAUGCUUGAUGAUUUUGUGGACGUUACCAAACAUGAAAAGCAAAUGAUGCAUAUGUGGAACUCAUUUGUGAGGAAACAACGAAUAUUGGCAGACAAUCAUGUACCUUGGGGUUGUGUAGCAUUUUCAAAAAUGCAUGGCACAGCACUUGUCCAAUCGCCACCACUGCUAUGGUGCUGGAGAUUAUUUUUGAUAAAGCUAUGGAAUCACGGGCUGCUUGAUGCACGGAACAUGAACAAUUGUAACGUAAUAUUGGAGCAAAUCCAGAAAAAAGAUGCUGAGGAUCCUGUGAAGAAGAGCUAAGAUGGUGGUGAUGAUAUAUUUGGAUAUUGUUAAAGGUGUCAAGAACCACCGUCCCUAAUUAAAAACUAAUGUCGCUAAUAAUAAGAUUUGUUACUGGUCUCUUGAAACUUACUCUUUUGUUAUCAACUAUUUAAGUGGUGGUGGUGAUGGCCGUGGUAACAAGUUUUCCUUAUGUUCAAUUUUAGAAAGAAAGAAAGAACUAUUAAUCUGCUUA